AUGAAUUUUAAUGUCUGGAAUAUCAAAGAGAUGUUCAGUACUCCCACAGCCACAAGGACUAAUAAAUCAUCCAGUCGGAGCAGUGCUCCUAGUGAUUACUCCAGCCUCAGUGACUCUCAGUUCCUCUUUGGUUCCCAGUUCUGUCCAGAGAACUCACAGUCAGCACCAGUGCCCCUGGAAUGCAGUGCACAGUCAAGACAACAAAAAAACUCCCAGCAGAACUCUGAGGAUAGCGAGCCCAGUAUUUUUACGAAGUACCAGACAAAACCACAGUUGUUUGGUGGCGAUGAAAAGGAAAAGGGUUCAUUUGAUUUUGGUGUUGGAAAGCUCAAGAAUGUCUUAGAGCAGUUUGAAGUGAAUAAGAAAAAAAUAAAGGACAAACAUGACAGUGAAGUUUUAAGCACCUUUAUUUCCAGUGUCAAAGAAAGUGUUCAGGGGUUGCAAACGUGCUUGGACAAGUUUGAAGAAAGUUUGGAUUCAAGAAAUAAAUCCAUUUUGGAUGGCUUGGAAGCCGUUUCUAAGACCUUGCAAGAGACUGCUCAAUCCCACUAUGAAUCAGUGCUGAAUGCUCUAACAGACAAAAGCCAAACUGAGCAGAUAUUACUGGAGAUGGAGAGGAGACUUGCAGCUAAAGAUAUGGAGAUUUUAGAUGUGAAAUCCAACUUACAGUUACUGAAGGAGAGUCUGGAACUACUAACAUCUCAGCAGAAUAAGCAACAUCAGAAGCUAUGUGAACAGUUAAAUCACCUACCAUUCCCCAACAUCUUAGCUGAACUGCAGACAUUCAUUUCCACUUCCAGAUUUCCCAGUUGCAUAAAGGAUAACGCAUCCCAGACCUCUCCAGAUAUAUUACAGGACCUCUAUCUCAUCAGUCAGGAGAAAACAUGCUGUCAGUGCGAUCAGACCACGAGGGUUUGCAGAACGAGUUCCUUUCAGACUCAGCUGCGCUCCAUGACAAUGGCAAAUAGACAUGGAGAUUCCCAUAUGAAGAAUCACAUAGCUAAAGAUGAUACAAACAGGACUGAUUUAAACACAGUAGCUGGAAGGGAGGUUAAUCUCACUACUACAGUUUUACAAGGCAAAGAAAACAUGACUAUUCAAGAGAUGAAGUCUGCUUUAGAAAAGCAACUCUCUGCUAACAAUCCACCUUGUGCCUGCUGCUCCAACACUGACGUUUCUUGGGAUAGUCAUAAGAAACAUCAGCUGCUUACUCAAGAAAUACCUCAAGCCACACCACUGAGGACGGUAAUCGGGAAAGACUCUAAGGGAAUCAAAACUGUGACUCCUUCACAACAAAAUCAGAGCCAACUUUGCCAACCUCCUGUACAAAACAAUAUGGCUGGACAAAGAGACAUAGACUUUGCCACAGACAACAUGAUGCAUAUCACAGUUGUAGGAAACAGACUAAAAAAAGAAAAGUCCAAAAAACCCUGCCGGAGUAAAUUAACAGUGAGGAAAAGAAUGUACAUUGCUAAGAAAAAAGGAGACCUUUCCAAGUGUCCUGACAGUGGUCUGAAGAAAAAAAUGACCAGCAGGUGGAUGGAGUCGGAGGAUUCCAGAAAAAAUUACUCUCCCACAGAUACAGUUACGCUUCAUUCAGGGAACUCUGGCCCAGGGUCUUCAGCUCCCAGCCACCAAAAGCUAAGCAGGGCCCAACACAGGAAGAAAGAAAACUCCUUGCCAGUGCUCCACUCCCAUGAAAACCCGGAGCGGCUUGCAGCCAAGAGAAAGGGAAUAUUGGAAAAUAAGAGGAGAGUGGAUAUUUGCAAUACCAAAGGGACUCUCUGUUUCUGGGAUUGCUCUCCCAGGGAGAGUGACAUCAAGGGUGAAAAACAGAUGAGCUGGUUCAGUCUCCCAAGCACCAUGGCUUCUAAUAAGUCGUGUCUGUCUUUCGCCCCUGCCCAGCAUAAGAAUACAACAUUUUGCUCCUUAGUUUUUGAUAGUGAUUAUUCUGAUUGA
This is a messenger RNA of Emys orbicularis (European pond turtle), 1959 nucleotides long. RefSeq names its product interactor of HORMAD1 1 (gene IHO1). Lineage: Eukaryota; Metazoa; Chordata; Testudines; Emydidae. The record is from RefSeq and is a predicted model, not a curated record. The coding region runs from base 1 to 1959 and encodes 652 amino acids. Gene Ontology annotation, biological process: DNA recombination; homologous chromosome pairing at meiosis; meiotic DNA double-strand break formation. The transcript is spliced from 7 exons. Gene Ontology annotation, cellular component: condensed nuclear chromosome.